CGCAGGACCGCGAAAAACAAAAAAAGGCUGAGAAAAAAACACAGCAGCGAGCAACUUUCCACAUUUUUCCUGGGCAUUUUCCUUUAUGCUGAGUUAACAAUUUGGCGCUGAAAAUGAAGAGAAUGCGCAGCAGUCGCCUCCUGGUGCUGCCACUGAUCCUGGUGCUGAUCCUGACGCUGCUCCUCCAACCGAUUGCCGUCCACGCCAAGUCGAAGAAGAACAAGUCCAGCCAGAGCUCGCACCACGGUGACUCCUCCUCCUCAUCCUCCUCCUCCUCCUCAUCAUCCUCAUCCUCCUCCUCGUCGAGUGCCUCCGCAUCGGCGGCGGCGGAUGAGAGCAAAUCGAAGGGCGGCGACAGUGGGGGUCAGCACUUUGCCAUGGAGCCGCAGGACCAGACGGCCGUCGUCGGCUCCCGCGUGACGCUGCCCUGCAGGGUGAUGGAGAAGGUGGGUGCGCUGCAGUGGACGAAGGACGACUUCGGACUGGGCCAGCAUCGCAAUCUGAGUGGCUUCGAGCGCUACUCGAUGGUGGGCAGCGACGAGGAGGGCGACUUCUCGCUGGACAUCUAUCCCCUGAUGCUGGACGACGACGCCAAGUAUCAGUGCCAAGUGGGUCCCGGUCCGCAGGGCGAGCAGGGCAUACGUUCGCGAUUCGCCAAGCUAACAGUGCUCGUGCCGCCGGAGGCGCCGAAAAUCACGCAAGGCGACUACCUGGUGACCACCGAGGAUCGCGAGAUCGAGCUGGAGUGCGUGUCGCAGGGUGGCAAGCCCGCCGCCGAGAUCACCUGGAUCGACGGCCUGGGCAAUGUGCUCACCAAGGGCAUCGAGUACGUGAAGGAACCACUCGCCGAUUCGCGUCGCAUCACGGCCAGAUCCAUACUGAAACUGGCGCCCAAGAAGGAGCAUCACAACACAACGUUCACGUGCCAGGCGCAAAACACCGCCGAUCGCACCUACAGAUCGGCGAAACUGCUGCUCGAGGUCAAGUACGCGCCCAAGGUCACCGUUUCGGUGGUGGGCGGUGCACUGGCGGGUGGCAAGAUUCCCGAGGGCGCCGAGGUGAUCCUCAGCUGCCAGGCGGACGCCAAUCCGCAUGAACUCAGCUAUCGGUGGUUCAUCAACGACGAGCUCAUGACCGGCGACUUUACCACCAAGAUGAUCAUUCACAAUGUGUCGCGGCAGUACCACGACGCCAGUGUCAAGUGCGAGGUGGUCAACGCGGUGGGCAAGAGCGAGCAGAGCAAGAAACUGGACAUAAGCUUUGGCCCAGUUUUCCGCCAGCGUCCCGUGAGCGUGGAGGCCGACCUGGGCGCCACUGUGAGCAUGCGCUGCGAUGUGGCCGGCAAUCCGGAGCCCGAGAUCGAGUGGAUCAGCGAGAACUCCGACCAGGUGGUUGGCGUGGCGGCGGAACUGAAGCUGAAGGUGAGCAGCGAGACGGCGGGGCGCUACUUCUGCAAGGCGGUGGUCAAUGGCUUUCCGGAAAUCGGCGCCGAGGCAACGCUGUACGUGAAGCGGGCACCGAUCAUCACCUCGCACAAGGUGCAGUUUGGCGGCGUUGGCGGUCGCGUGAAGAUCGACUGUCUGGCCUUCAGCAUACCGAAGGCGGAGCACAUACUGUGGUCGUUCGAGGGCAAGAUCAUCAACAUGAGCAGCGCCGAUCCGGAUAUCUACAUCUUCGAGGAGCACCAUUUGCCGGAGGGCGUGCGAGCCGCGCUGAUCAUACGCGAUAGCAAGGCCACGCACUUUGGGAAGUACAACUGCACGGUGAUGAAUUCGUAUGGCGGCGAUUCGCUGGUCAUAACACUGCUGCGCGAGCCGGGCAACAUACCCGUGCUCCUGGUCGUCAUGGGCUCCAUGUUCUGCGUGGCCAUCAUCCUGAUGAUCGUGAUGAUCAUCAUCGUGUACCGCAAGCGGCGCAGCCGCAAGAAGCCAAUGCCAGCGGACGUCAUACCGGAGGCGUCGCGCGGCGGUGAUAAGCUGAACGAGCUGAAGAGCGAGCUGCGCGCGAAGGCCUACGACGUGGAGUACUCGGAGGCGGGCGGCGAUGGCCUGGCCAUCAAUCUCACCCAGUCCCCGAUGCCCGAUGUCCAAAUGAAGGGCGCCACACUGGGAGUCCCACUCGCGGGCCCGGUGAAAUUCGAUGAGCGCUUUGCGGGCGACUUUGGCGGCGAUCGCUACAAUCGCCAGUGCCACAUCAAGAAUCUGAAGAACCAGCAGGAGCCAACCGCCUACAAGGGCAGUCCACAGACCAAUGCCAAUGGCUAUGCCCACUACUUCGAGUACGCCCUGGACUACAGUCCGCCGGGCGAGGGCGCUGGCGUGGUUGUGAGCGGCGGUGGCAAGGUCAAGAACGGUGGCAUGAACUCGGCCACGCUGCCGCACUCGGCGGCCACCGUGAAUGGGGGCGGUGCUGGCAAUGGGGGCGGGGCCAGUCUGCCGCGCAACCAGCGACACGACAUUCAACAGUCGCAGCAGGCAAACGGAUUUCUCGGACAACCGCUGCUGCAGAACGGCAUCGACAGCCGCUUCAGCGCCAUCUACGGUAAUCCCUACCUAAGGACGAACUCCUCGCUGCUCCCCCCGCUGCCGCCGCCGAGCCCCGCCAAUCCGGCGGCCACGCCCGCCCCGCCCCCCUAUCAUGCCGCCCGCCACGGCCACGCCCACCACGCCAAUGGCGGACUCAAGCAUUUUGUGGGCGGCGCCGUGAUCACCACGAGUCCCGUUGCCAAUGUGAACGGCAAUGGCGGCGGCGGCCUGGGCGGUGGCUCGACGCCCAGCGGCGUUGGGGGCGUGGCAGCGGGCGGGGGCAGCGUCAGCGGCAGCAGUUCGAACUUGACCGCCAGCAGCAACACACUGGCGGCCACGCCCCUCGCGGGCGGCGGCAACGGCGGCCAGUGCGCCCAGAGUCCGUCCGGCCAGUUCAUACUGUCCAACAAUGGCAAAGGACACACGCAGAAAGGACCUCUGGCCACUCACGUCUAA
Drosophila teissieri is the source of this 2981-nucleotide messenger RNA. It is a transcript of the gene kirre, whose product is annotated as irregular chiasm C-roughest protein. Gene Ontology annotation, biological process: cell-cell adhesion. Bases 114 to 2981 code for a protein of 955 amino acids. Lineage: Eukaryota; Metazoa; Arthropoda; Insecta; Diptera; Drosophilidae. Gene Ontology annotation, molecular function: cell adhesion molecule binding. The transcript has 6 exons. Gene Ontology annotation, cellular component: cell-cell junction. The record is from RefSeq and is a predicted model, not a curated record.